AAGUAGACCUGACGAAUUUUUUCAUUCAUUUUUGAGCAACGUUUUAUAUUUUGCGAAGGAUAUUCUUUUGAAUUCCAAGUUUCAUUGCUCGAUAUUACGUUCUACGCUAGUGAAUAUUCCAUCUCUUCGUGACUGAACAAAAUCGCAAAACAUGAGUGCCGAAGAAUCAAUCGAAGCAGCAGCUGAUCACCAUAAUCCAAAGACCUUGAUCAGAAGUCAGUACAAAGAUGUUAUGGUCAAAGUCGACGAAGACAUUUACUACCUGGACCGGCUGCAGCUGGCUUUGAAGUCGGCAUAUUUUGAAAAAUUAUUCACCGAAGAUUACAGCGAUAAAAACAGCGACUUGAUAGAACUCCCACUGAUGGACACCGACACAUUUUCCGCCGUUGUUGGCGUGAUUUAUGGCGAAGAAUUGAAAUCUGUUCUUAACUCCGAUAAUUUCGUAUCCUUGUUGAUGGCUAUGGAUUAUCUUCAGAUGCAUAUCGAUCCAAAAACGUAUAAAUCCUUCGCAGCUAAAGAGUUGGAUUUCAGUGAUCUCAAUAAGGAUAUUUUCCAGUUAUAUUAUUUCAUUGCGGAUGAUGCAAAAUACGAGUAUUUAUUACCAAUUGUGUUUUACCAUCUGGCCGAACAUUUGGAAGAGCUGAAAGAUCGUGAUGAAAUUCUUUCAAUCAAGUUUGAUCACAUUAUCAAAAUUAUUUCGAACGGAGAUGCAUCGAUUUAUAAUACUCCGUUCAGAACAGUUAGUAAAUUGUGCGCCAGAUGGAUCUGUCACGAUGUGGAAAAUCGAUUGCACCAUGCUGUAUAUCUUGUGAAUGCUGCUAAAUUCAGAUUUAACAUUUCAAAUGAGAUUUCUCGUCAAGAUUUCAACUUGGAAUUGUUCUCCAAUAAAGAGCACCUGAACCAAAAUUCAAUUUCAACGUACAUUCAUAAAUUGAUGAUGUAUUGUGGGGAAAUCCGUUGCCCAGACGCUGACACUGUGGAGACAAUUAAGACACUAUGUCCGUGCGCUGAAUGCAAUAAUUUUAUUGUAGAAGUGGAUCCACCCACCAUUUCGAAGAAGACCACCGCAUCUUAUCCAGUCGUGAACAGAAGUUGGAAUUGUUCUUGAAGAAUAGCAACUUUUACGACGUCACAGUCAAAGCUGAUGGAAAAGUUUACAAACUUCAUCGAUCUGUGUUGAAGUUAAAGUGUGAGUAUUUCGAGGAAAUCUUUUCCAAAGAGUACUCCGAGUUAGCUGCACAAUGUAAAGGAAUACCACCGAGCCCUCCGAGUAAGGAUAAAAUAUAUUCGCUAGAUGAAAUCGAUGCAGCCACAUUCGACAUGAUUGUUGACCACAUAUACUUGGGAAAAAUAGAACCGACAUGUGACAGUAUCGUUCGCUUAUUCAAAGCAGUCCAUGCUUUAAGAAUCGAUAGUUUGAAAGAUCAAUGUUGCGAAUGGAUACAGUCCAAUUCCAAAGACAUCGAUGACAAAGAUGGAAUUGAAUUAUUAAAUUUCACUCACGUACACGCCGAUUACAAAGAUGUGAAUCGACUUCUUCUAUCCGAAUAUAUCGUCGACUCGUGGCCUAAAAUAGAUAAUUUGCCACAGUUUGCAGACCUUUUCAAGGCGAUCACCUUGCCUGAAGGGACCAAUUCGAUCGAUGAAAAUGAUGCCUAUUUGUUUGAUAAGGUUGAUCAAGAAACUUUCGAAGUGAUUAUCGAUUACAUUUACUUCAAUAUAACAGACAUUAAGAACGAAAACGUUGUGAGUGUGUUGAAAGCGAGCGAUACGUUUAAAAUUGAGAAAUUAGUCGAAGAAUGUAUACCUAGUUUGAUAACGUGGCGGCUUGACAAGAUGAGUUCAUCAGAUGUCAAAGAAAUUCUGAUUCUUUCUCUUGAAAAUUUCCAGUAUCACGAGGUUCUAAAUACAAUCUACCUAGUACAAUACAUGAUGCAGUGGCCCGAGGUGGACGUGAAAUUGUUUUGUAGCGUAGCAUACGAGUGUUUAGAAAAUAUGCUACUGUCGAAUGAUUUGUAUUUUAAUGAUCCGCACGAUCUGCUGGAUAUUUGCUCGAAAUGGGUCGUACACGAUGUGGAAAAUCGAUAUCGCCUCGUACUUCGAAUUGCAUUCGCAAUAAGUCGAAAUCGCGAAGCAAAUUCUGACGAUUAUUGUAUCGAAAAUCCUUCGAAUUGGAAGCAAUGCACGCAAGAUUUUGUCAAAAACAAGAUAUGGGAAGUUCUUUCUUCAACUUCGGUUCUACCUUUCGCUGUAUUUUCUGAGGAUGAAACGAAGAAGCGAAAAACUGAUCUUCCGGUAUUCGUGACAUCGCACGAGGGAAGAGUAUUCAGAAUAUACAGCGCAGAAUGGGAUGAACUCGUUUCAUUUCGUCUUUCCAUAAAUGACCCGGUUCGGAAAGAUUUCGUGUUCUGCAAUGUAAAAUAUCCUAUGGCAGCAACCAUUGUGAAAGAUAACUUGUUCAUACUCUGUAGUAUGUGCAGAAUGUCCUUUUUUUACAUCUAUAGUUUAUCAUCGAUGUGGUAAUCGUACACGAAUUAAAUUCACAUACUCACAUUUAAAAACUCACUUUAAUUAUACGAAAUUAAACAGAAUACAUAUUUACAAUGUGCAUAAAAUACGUUCUAAAGAUAACGAUAAAAUUACGUAUAUUUGGCUUUCUGAAGGGGGGAUAUUUACCACAACCCUCCUUUAAUUUUGAAAAUUCUCAAGCCAUUUUGGGGGUUUUGAAACUCGCGAUGACCUGCGAAGUAAAGGUUCUUCCGGCGGAUCAUUAGCUUGAUCGGAGACAGGUUCUGACACAGGAACAUUAUCUGGAACCGGAGUUGUAGGAGUUGCAGGCGUUGCACGAGUAUAUUUUUCGACUUGAUUUUCAUGACGUUGAAUAUUUUUCGUAGGCGUUGCAAUAUUAACAACCGGACCAUUUAUCGCUUCGAUUACGCCUAUUUCAUCUUCGAAUUUACUUUGAAACUUAUUUUUGGUAAACGGACGUUCGAUUAAAACUUCAUCACCAACUUGAAGUUUCUGAUUGAGCGGAAGAGGUUUUCCACUCGCCAUAAUCGAUUUACUUUUAUUCAGCCGAUCUUUCUCGCGAACCUCCGCUUCCUCAACGAAUGGCCGAAGGGUAGGUAGCUUAUCUUGAAUUCGACGAUUGAAUAAAAGCUCAGCAGGACUUU
Planococcus citri (citrus mealybug) is the source of this 3173-nucleotide messenger RNA. Its product is annotated as kelch-like protein 23. The transcript is spliced from 3 exons. Gene Ontology annotation, molecular function: protein binding. The coding region runs from base 1321 to 2523 and encodes 400 amino acids. The record is from RefSeq and is a predicted model, not a curated record. Lineage: Eukaryota; Metazoa; Arthropoda; Insecta; Hemiptera; Pseudococcidae.